This is a messenger RNA of Camellia sinensis, 495 nucleotides long. Lineage: Eukaryota; Viridiplantae; Streptophyta; Magnoliopsida; Ericales; Theaceae. The record is from RefSeq and is a predicted model, not a curated record.
AUGCCUGACAUUACCGUGGAGGAUGCCUCUUUACCCGAUUCUCCUACUGUCCAGGAAGAGGACCUUACUCAUGCUUUUCCAAGUGGACCGACUGAUCCAUCAAUACUACGGAGUUUCAAUAGUCAUGUUGUUGCAACUGUUUGGCAUGAGAAGUUAGCUCGUUGCACUUAUCGGUUCAUCAACAAGCUUCUAAUCUCCAGUUUUGUUGAGAGAUGGCAACCUGAGACGAACACAUUUCAUAUGACAGUUAGUGAGAUGACCUUGACCUUGGAUGAUGUUGGCACUAUUCUUAGCCUUCCCAUUGUACGCAGAUCAGUCAGCGUACCAGAUAUGACGGAUCUUCAUGGAGUUACAUUACUAGUUUCUGGCUUGGGGAUUACUGAACGUGUAGCACAUGACGGGGUUUCUACUGCUAGUGGGAAUUCAGUUAGGCUUGAGUGGUUGCGAAGUCAGUUUGCUGGUGUCACAGGUUCAGACCUAGAGGAGGCUAUAUAG